AAGAGCGAUUAAAGCAGGCAGAGAUGAUGGUAGUACAGAUGUGUGCUUCCUGUCCUCGUGAUAGAGGAUUCUUAAUUCUGAAUUCCACAUACAAGUUCAACAGUUAUGGUUUUGAAAAUAAAAAUAAAAAAGAUAUUAAUAAUUAAUAGAUAUUAAUAGAAAUGUACCUUACUGCACUGAUGCAUAGCAACGUUACAAGAAUGCAUAUUAGGUUUUCAGUGAAAGAUAGAAGUCAGUGCCGCUCGCUGUGGUCAGUCCAGAAGCACCGUAUACAAGCUCAACAGUCACAGAACAAACCAUGCUCCGUACGAUGGCUGUCAGUUUUCACAGAAGACACACCAAACCCCAGAAGUAUAAAGUUCCUACCUGGGAAGCCUGUGCUGGGAACGGGAAGUCUAGACUUCCCAACUUCAGGUUCUGCAGAGUGUUCUUCUUUAGCCAGGAAUCUUUUUCAGGUUGAAGGGGUGAAAAGUGUGUUUUUUGGCCCUGAUUUCAUCACAAUUACAAAGAUGGAUGAUGUUGAGUGGGCAGCAGUUAAACGGCAUGCGAUUGAGAUCAUCUCAAAGUUCUUUGAAAGUGGAGAACCUGUAACAACAGGAGUAACACAUCCAGAGAGCAAUGUGUCAGAGGAGGAUGAUGAGAUCGUCGCAAUGAUUAAAGAGCUUUUAGACACUCGAAUCAGGCCUACCGUACAGGAGGAUGGUGGUGACGUUAUCUUUAAGGGCUUUGAGGAUGGCACAGUGAAGCUGAAGCUUGUUGGCUCUUGCACAGGCUGUCCCAGUUCUACAGUUACUCUGAAAAGCGGCAUUCAGAACAUGCUGCAGUUCUACAUCCCAGAGGUGGACGAUGUUGAACAGGUGGUGGAUGAAGUGGAUGAAAUCAACAUGAAGGAGUUUUUAGAACUGGAGAAAAAAUUAAAAGAUUCGUAGUCCCAGCUUGUUUUGACGACCUGCAGAGAGAAAGACCAAGAACAUCGACCAGUGGCCAUUAUACCCAGUUGUAAUAGUAUACUGAUCUCUAAGUAAUUAUUCAUCUUACUUUAUCCUGGUCAGGGUAAUGGUGGAUUUGGAGACAACCCUAGGAACACCAGGCAUGAGGUGGGGAUACAUCCUCGAUGGGAUGCCAGUUCGUUGCAGAGCACCGUGUGCACACACACACACAUUUGCAUGUUCACACACUUAUUCACAUUUUUGGUUAUACAAUAAUUAACAGUACACAAAAACUUCAUAAUAAAGGUUAUAAAUUAUGCAUUGUAGAACAUAAGUCAAAGGUUCUUUAGUUUUUGUUUGUUUUUUUUGUUUUGUUUUUUAAACAAAGCUAUACUACAAGUUCUCAUUUACUUUAAUUCAGCAUACCCAUGGUUUAACCCUACAUUGUAUAUAAUUUAAGAUGGCCUUUAAAGACAGGACUGAAUACCUUUUGUGCUGAGUAGAGCUAUUUAAUAAUGUAAUAACGUAAAUGCCUGAAUUAUCCACUAAACAUAACAAAGCAAAUAUAAUUUUGGUGUAGCUUGAAGUGUGUUGCAUUCUAUUCACAAUUGUCAAACCACAAAAACCUGUCUGUGGUUCUGCUUUUAGUGCUUUAGUGCAGUAUUGUAAAUAUCACUUUGAAACUGUAAAGUGUUGACCCUGAAUCCAGGUGACUGUCAGUGGAGUUUUGUAUGUUCUCCCCAUGUUCAUAUGGGCCAAGAACGGUGCCUUGCGAUCCAGGAUGUAUUAAUACCUCAUAUUUAGUGUUCUGGCUUUGGAUUUGCUAUGACCCUGACCAGAAUAAAGAUGUUAUUGAAAAUAAAUGAGCGAAUCAGUGUGUAUUUUGCAAAGUGGUAGGAUUUAUGAUACAUAAUAUGAUUCAUAAUACACAUUAUUAACAGUAGUGUAAGUAAGUUUAAGUGCUGGCUAUUCUUCAGGUUAUAUGAAAUACACUCAAAAAUUAAACGUUAAGGGGGAUGGUUAAAGUUUAUUGUUACUGUUACUGUUACUUUGCAAGUUUGUUGCACUUUAUACAAGUGAAGGAUUAAACCCAAACUAUUGCAGGUAUUAGCCUGAUAAAUGGGUGUCUGUCUCAAUCUUUUGGAAACUGGCUAUUCAGCAUGGAGUCACUGGAGUUAGUCUUUUCUUCAAAUAUCUGUGACUGCAUAAAUAAUUAUUCUGACCUGAGAGUAUUAAAAUAUCAAAAUAAAUAAAAGUCUAAGUUUAAGACAUACCAUAAUUCUUAUGUUGGUAAAGGGACAUUAACUGAUUUGAAAAAGUACAUUUUUCUGUGAAACCUGGUUUUAAUUUCAUGAGUGUUAAAGAAAAUAAUUUAGGGGAAAAUGCACAUUUUGAAAUGCACUAUAAUUAGUUACUGUUUUAGAAGAGCAUGAAUGUGUACACUGGUCAAACAAUACAGUAAAUAAUAACCAACAUGUAGAGAUGAUUAAAUCAAAUUCUGUGAAAUGUGCAGUGCACCCAGAGAAAAUGGUUCCUCAAGAGUUAUUGUGGGAUUCUAAGCAUAUAAGUGACAAAAAGGUUUAACGUAGGGCCCUUUUUUUUCCUUUUUUUUUUUUUUUUGCUUUGUUUAAAUGUGCAUUAGACAUUUAUAACAUGUUACAAUCCAGCCAGCCAUCCAUUUUCUGUCCAGUUUAUCCUAUACAGGGUCUCAGGGGAGCCUGGAGCCUAUCCCAUGGAACUCAGGGUACAAGGCUGCUGACACCUUGGACGGGGUGCCAAUCCAUCACAGGGCACAAUCAUGCCCUCACACACUCAUUCACACACUAUGGACAAAUUGGAAAUGCCAGCCAGUCUACAGCGAAUGUCUUUGGACUGGGUGGAGGAAACCCCUGAGGCAUAGAGAGAACACGCAAGCACACAGGGCGGAGGUGGGAUUCAAACCCCCAACCCUGGAGGUGAGGCAAACGUGCUAACCACAUGGCACCAUGCCCCCUUGUUGCGAUCAAUGACUGUAAAUAUAAGUCCUUGGCACUGGAAU
Messenger RNA from Ictalurus furcatus (blue catfish), 2967 nucleotides. RefSeq lists its product as uncharacterized. Gene Ontology annotation, cellular component: mitochondrion. Gene Ontology annotation, biological process: iron-sulfur cluster assembly. NCBI's taxonomy places the organism in Eukaryota, Metazoa, Chordata, Actinopteri, Siluriformes, Ictaluridae. Gene Ontology annotation, molecular function: iron ion binding; iron-sulfur cluster binding. Bases 162 to 929 code for a protein of 255 amino acids. The record is from RefSeq and is a predicted model, not a curated record. The transcript is spliced from 8 exons.